Microplitis mediator is the source of this 2415-nucleotide messenger RNA. RefSeq names its product homeobox protein GBX-2-like (gene unpg). The record is from RefSeq and is a predicted model, not a curated record. Lineage: Eukaryota; Metazoa; Arthropoda; Insecta; Hymenoptera; Braconidae. The transcript is spliced from 3 exons. The coding region runs from base 1138 to 2316 and encodes 392 amino acids. Gene Ontology annotation, molecular function: RNA polymerase II transcription regulatory region sequence-specific DNA binding; DNA-binding transcription factor activity, RNA polymerase II-specific. Gene Ontology annotation, biological process: regulation of transcription by RNA polymerase II; regulation of nervous system development. Gene Ontology annotation, cellular component: nucleus.
UUUUAUAUUGUUAAAAUACAAUUGUUUUAUAGUUAUUUGCAAAUAUCACACGUGUAAAGAAUAAAAAAUAUCAAAUCCGAACUUUUUUGGAUGGCCCACUUUGCCCCUAAUUUUCGAUUUUACAAUUUUAACGGGCGCAGCAUAAUAAAUUGAAAAUUAGUAUCAAGGGUCUAAAAAGAAGUAAACGCGUAAAAAAAAUUAAUGAUUACAAUUAUUUUUCUUAAGGCGCCCACUUUGCCCCCCUCUCCCUACGCACAUGGACAAAAGCAAAAUAAUAAAUAAUUAAAGUAAUCAUGUAUGAGACAGCAGUAAAAAAUUUUUAUCCUUUACAACCGGACGUAUAUAUUUUAUAUAAAUUUAAAUAAAUUAUUAAUAGAGGCCGUGUCCACUUUGGCAAAGUGUCAAUUAUCGACACCCUGAAUAUAAGUUGUUAUAAAAAUUUUAAUAAAGACUGUGGUCUGACUACUGACUAUUGAUAUUGUGUGACAUGAAUUACCUUACAAGUUAUUACAAGGAGAAGGUAAUUGUAAAUGAGAAUUUAAUCGACUUGUAUAAUAACAAUAACUGUCGUUUUUUUUCCACAAGGAAAAUUUAUUUAGCAGCCUCAAUCAUCUAUGAGUAGAGUCUAGAGUGUAGAGAGAAUAUUGCGAACCGCGCGAACCGAAGAUGGCGACUACGAUUCACCGUUGAUAUAACAAUGAUACCGUUGGUUAAUGCUGGUCCAAUCAACGAUCCCUCCACGACGACCUUGGCCACGCCUCGCGGUAUAUUUCAACUGGGGGUAAAGCUUACCGCGAGUUUUUCUUAUUCCAUCCCCACUACCUAAAAACAACACAAUACAUUAUGUGCUGUGUACAAACCUACUCGCGGUCGACGCGGGGAUUUCGCGCAUGCAUCGCGACAGUCAUCCGCCAGCUAUCUUGGCGUCAACACUAUGUCCGUUUGAAAUUUAUUUAUUAACUCGAUUUAAUAAAUAUUAACUGUGUAUUUAGAUUUUUACUCAACUGUUACCUCGUGUAAUAUUAUAAUUAUUUAAAAUAAAAUAAUGUUGCAAUUAAAAAUGUGUACUGUGUAUUUUAUAAGUGAAGUUAAAUGUGUAGUGUAAUUUUAUAAUUAUUUAUUAUAAAAUAUAUAAAAAUGGAAAAAGUGGAAAAAGAUAAAAAAAAUCUAGACAUUACCAAUGAAGAAACCGAUUCAAUGGAAAUAAUACCGCGACCCGCGCCAAAACCUUUUACUAUAGAAAGUUUAAUUGGCAAUAGAGGGCAAAUAAUAAAUAAUGUGGAUAAUUCAAAUAAUAAUAAAUUAAAGGGUAAUGAUGAGUCUGAACGUGAGAGAGAAUUACUUUAUCAGCAACGAUGUCUUGCUACAGUAACCAGUGCUUUACCAGGAUUUGCAAUGCCAUUGAGUUUAUACAGUGCAGCAUACAAUUGGUUACCGAUGAGAAUUCAUGGUGGUGAUGGUGGCAUAACGUGUGGGCCACUGAUCCCACCACAUCCGUCGGCGAACUAUCCUUCACAUCAAAAUAAUCAUCCGUUGUCGUCAAAUGGUUUAAACUUAAGUCUCAAUGGACUUCAACAUCAUCUACAAGGUGCCAUUUAUCCUGGCCACCGCGAUUCCUCCUGCAACAUUAAUAACAACGCUGUAAUGACUGACAGUGAAGAAGAUGACGGGAGUUUAUCUCCAGUUCAGUAUCUCUCUAAAUCACAACACGACUCAGAGAGCGGUAGAAUGUCAGCUGAAAGUGACGACGAGGGUGUUAAUGACAGCGUAAGUGGACGACGAGAGUCAUCAAAUUCAGCAGGAUCCACAUCCGCAAGUAAUAGCAAAGCAAGAAGAAGAAGAACAGCUUUCACAUCCGAGCAAUUACUUGAGCUCGAGCGUGAAUUUCACGCAAAAAAGUAUCUAAGUCUGACAGAGCGCUCGCAUAUUGCCAACACCUUGAAACUAUCCGAGGUCCAGGUGAAAAUUUGGUUCCAAAACCGGCGCGCUAAAUGGAAACGAGUCAAAGCUGGAUUGACAGCCGGCAGCGCGAGUUCUGUCGGCCGGAACGGACACAAUGGUCAGCCCGGUAAUGGACCGCGUAUCGUCGUACCCAUUCCCGUGCACGUAAGCAGGCUUGCAGUCCGCUCCCACCAUCACCAUCUAGAAAAAUGCCCCCAGCCAGCGCCCAAUAGGUCCACGAAUUCACCCUCCAUCAGCGCUGGACUAAGAUUAGGCUCAAGUAUUUCGGGACUAAAUCACCAAUUAGGCUCCAAUGCCGGCUUACGAGCUUUCACUGCAGUACCAGUCCACCAACAGAGUACACCAGGAAGAUAGCCGAGCAUUUGAAUAUAAUUAGUCUCUAGUUAAUUAUCAUUAACAUUAGUUAUGUUUUAUUUUUUUUUCUAAAAUAUAGCAAUACAUUUUUUAAUGCCA